Trichosporon asahii var. asahii CBS 2479 is the source of this 498-nucleotide messenger RNA. RefSeq lists its product as uncharacterized. Bases 1 to 498 code for a protein of 165 amino acids. The record is from RefSeq and is a predicted model, not a curated record. NCBI's taxonomy places the organism in Eukaryota, Fungi, Basidiomycota, Tremellomycetes, Trichosporonales, Trichosporonaceae. The transcript has a single exon.
AUGGGCGUCGUUCUCCUCGAGCCACGCCUCGUGCUCGGCGAUGCGACCGGCCAGGUCCUGGAUGCCGCCAGUGGUUCCAACCCCAUAACCCGCGGCUCUGCUGCGCAGUUCCCGGUAGUUGAAAUUGCUCGCCAGCCAGGUUGCCACCUCGCUCAGAGGACGUGGGGCAUCUUCCUUUGGGAUGUCAGCGGACGUAAAGCCUUCGGCAACGAGCUUCUUCACGACCUCGAGCUUAUCACCGUGCCCGUUCAUGCCUUGAAGGCGGGCGAACGGGCGGAGGACGUCCAGCCGGUGAGAGAGGAGGUCCCGAAUGACGCUGUUCUUGACGUCGUCGCCGGCGUCGAAGUCCUGGACGCUCAAGAUCCUGCCCCGUCGGAAGGAAAAGUAUGGGCGACCAAACGUCGAUCGGCGAUAGCGGCCGAGGUUGCUCUCGUCCUCGGCCUCCAUCAACCGAAUGGCCACGUCAUGCUUACAGCCCUCGACGAAGAGCCCUCUUGA